UGUGACGCUACAGGGCUGACGACUUCAACAGUACUUCUUCGGUCUCGGUCUUGGAAGCCCAGUUACCCAUCUUCUCCGAUAUUCAUUUCAACGAAGCAUCUUGAAACUGGUGCUUUGGAGAUACUACGAAUACCUACCUAGCUAGAUGAUGCCAGCAACCGAGUGAGCUGGGCUAACAUUGGUGCCUACGUCAUAGGCUCUCGCAGACAGCAAAUCCUAUCAUCCUUAGGCCCUCGGAGAGGACAACGACAACAUGGAUGAAUACACCACAGACGUAUUCGUCAACCGCGACGACUCUAUUCCUAUCGUGAGGCUAGAUGGUACUCAGUCGCGGUCAUCAACUCCCGCCAACGAACCCCCAGACCACUCUGACGCCGAUUCGCCCACCCCGCGGCGCAAAGGCCUCCGCGGCCGUCUCUCAGCCCUCAAAGACAAGGCCUCCCUCCAGGACCAUCUAGUAGAGAAGCUUCUCACCCAAGUCCUCGCCGACGACGGCCGAGACUUCCCCCAAGAUGACGGACCCAGAGGCGGUAGCAGUGGCAGCAGCCCCAACAGCGGCGGCGGCACCGGUCCCAGCACCUCACGCCCAGCCUUCAGCCUUCCCACCAUGUCGACCAAUUUCCGGCGCUUCAACAGCCGCAUUGGCGUCGUCUUCGUCUUCCAGGCGCGCGUGGUACGGCUGCUCUCGUGGCGCCACCCCACCCAUACUCUCUCCUUUCUCGCCGUCUACACCUUCGUGUGUCUAGACCCUUACCUCCUUCCGCUCUUACCGCUCGCCAUCCUCCUCAUCGGCGUCAUGAUACCCAACUUCAUCGCCCGCCACCCAGCCGCCUCAUUCGCCCUCAGUAGCGAGCAGGCCAUCGGGUACUCGCCUCACGGCCCGCCCCUGGCGCCCGCCCUCACGGUGAAACCGGUCAAAGAGCUCAGCCGAGACUUCUUCCGGAAUAUGCGGGAUCUGCAGAAUAGCAUGGAGGAUUUCAGUCAGUUACACGACGGGAUCAUAACGCUAAUGCUGCCGCGUAUCAACUUUAGCGAUGAGGCGUUGAGCAGUGCAAUCUUCUCCUUCCUGUUUGCAGGUUGUCUAGUCUUGAGCAUAGCGGCCAAUGUGCUGCCGUGGCGAGCUAUAUUUCUGGUUUUGGGCUGGGCGGUGACGAUCGUUGGACAUCCGGCUGUGCAGAAGCAGAUGGAGGGUAUGCAUGGGAAGCAUGUUAAGCCACAAGAGGACAGGGCGCUUGGGUGGAUGGAGAAGUGGAUCGAGGGGGAUGUCAUACUCGACAGUGCGCCUGAGACGAGGGAGGUUGAGAUCUUUGAGCUGCAGCGGCUGUCAGGUCCUGAUGGGGAGUGGGAGGCUUGGGUGUUCAGUGCGAGCCCCUAUGACCCUCUGUCACCGACACGCAUAGCCGGUGACCGGCCAGUUGGCACAAGGUUCUUCGAGGAUGUCCUGCCACCGCAGGGCUGGGAAUGGAGUGAGAAGAAAUGGGCUCUGGAUCUCUGGAGUCGCGAAUGGGUCGAAGAACGCAUCAUUACUGGUGUAGAGGUUGAGACGGAGGGUGAGAGAUGGGUAUACGAUAUCUUUGAUGAGAAGGAAGCGGACAGGGUUGGUGUAAUUGAGGAGAAUGAGCAGUUGCAAACCCCAGCGAAGGGGAAAGGCACGGCUCCUCCGCCGAAACCGAGCUGGGAAGAGGGGGAGGACUACGAGGGAAGGAGGGGAGACUGGAGGCGGAGAAGGUGGGUUAGGUUGGUGAAGAGGAAGAAUUUGGGCGCUGGGAAGGAAGCAAUUAGCUAGGUGGAAUUAAGUAUACCCAGAUAUCUUUCAAAGUAUUUAUGUUGGACUUUGAAAUUAUUUAUUAACCUAAUCUGUAAUGAGAUAGCUACUGGAUGCAGAGAACCAUAACAUCACUAUUCUCACUCGGCUCGACUGGUCGAGUCCCGUGGUUUCGAGCCAGUGAACAUUGGGUUUCUUUCUUGAUUACGCUGGGCCUCACGACAGUUGGGUCGAACCGAAUCGAUAG
Molecule: messenger RNA, 2012 nt
Organism: Pseudomassariella vexata
Lineage: Eukaryota; Fungi; Ascomycota; Sordariomycetes; Amphisphaeriales; Pseudomassariaceae
Product: integral peroxisomal membrane peroxin-domain-containing protein
Exons: 1
Coding region: 254-1786 (510 amino acids)
Biological process (GO): peroxisome organization
Cellular component (GO): peroxisomal membrane
Source: RefSeq, a predicted model, not a curated record